GAAGGAUCGAGGAUGGAGCAGGAAGGGAGGGAGCGGAGGAUGGGAAUCUGAGAAGAGGAAGGGCUGCUGGGUCUUAUUGGGAUGUUUGAUCAACAGCAGGAGUCAAGGACUGCGGUUCUGCACGGCAGUGUGUUGCCAUUCUCGGAGCUCAGCAAUCGGCUGCAUUUUGGCUUGUCCAGGUUCAACCUGAAGUCGGAUGACUUCGGGGCCUGCGCGGCCCUGUGGACACAAAUUCUCAAUGGUGUCACAUAGCGGGAGCAGGAACAUCGAAGACAGCAUGAAUCUGACCAUUCAGAAUAGGAGGAAUUGCAUUGUAUCUACGUUGUGCCAAGAUUGUCAAUCCUGGAAUUUGAUCUCGCCAACCUAUUAUUCUUAGCAACGGAGGAUGGAAGAAAGUCAGGAACUGGCAUUUAUUUAAAUAUCUGAACUUCAGAGUGGAUUGCUUGCUAUGGUGAUGGCACACAGUCUCUGUUACAACUCAUUGGCACCUUCUGGCAGACAGCUGUGUCAGACAUCUGAACUGGAAGUAUAUGGGAGAAAUACAUCGCAUAUGGCAGCGCACAUCCAGAAUGCAAAGCAGCAGUCAGAUUGUUUCAUAUCAGAGCAUUGUGAUCCCAAUUUACAACUGAAUGGAAGUGGAUUUCGGCAAGCAGAAGGUAUAAAUGAAAAUAUGGAUAUUACUGUGGAGACUCCAGUAUGUAAUCCUUUAAAUGGAACGAGAACUACUGCAAAUGAACUUAAGCACAUGCCUAUGAGGAAUGAGUUUUUUUCCAGGAGGAAGCAUAAGCGGGAGCAUGAGGAAGAUGAAGCUCCUGCUCAAAAAAAACGUUUAACGGAAAAGAUGCUGGAUUGCCUGGUAAUAUCAGGAAACAUUUCAUAUCCCUCUUGGCCUUACAUUCCAUAUCCCCAAGGAAAAGGGGUACCUGAUGUUGCCUCCACUUCUUGGCAGGAUGAAUCUACCUCUCAGGAAUCUGUUGAGAACAAAGAGGGUUGCAUGGAGGUGAAAACUGAUCCAAACCAAAUCGGACUGGAAAAGCUGAAGGAAAUUGAAAAUCGGCUGGUUACAAGGGAUGAUCCAGAAACUGACGCAGUUGAGAUUUCAGAUAUGCCAGUGCUGGUCUUGUCUGAUUCUCUCCGAGAAGAACUGAAACAUGGUUUGGAAGAAGUUUUGCCUCGUACAAUAAUGGAAUCCCUGAAUCGUCCAUGCAUGGAACUUGUUCUUUGGAGACCCCCAUGUGAACCUCUUUCAGAUAAACUUGCGGCAUUAACAGAGCAAAGGAAGUCCAAGCAUAGGGAGCUACAAUGUGAUCCUGAUGUAUACAAGAGCACAAAACUGGAUUCAUCCUUAAUGUGCGGUGAUAUGAAUCAAACCAACACACUUGAAGAGGACAUGGAGCUUUAGACACAGCUUGCAGCACAGAUCUGUGGGGUAAAAGCAUUGUAACUUGCAGAGAUUCUCCAUCAGCAGGGAAUGGAGUAUUUUGUUGAAGUUUUAAAAGUUUUAAGUGACAUUAAGGUUUUGAUGGCCCAACUGUUCUUGCAUAAACCAAACACUGAAACUAGUCAUUGCUGCAGUCUAUAUAGUGUCUGUACUGCACAUGGAUAUUCUUUAUAUAUUUUUAAAGUCUGUUCCUGUUGCACCCAGUUUAUCUUUGAUCUCUGAUCUGGGAUAAUCAGCCAUAGGCUGUCCAGUGUCAAAUAAAUACUUGUGGUUAGUUUUGAGAAAGUAAGUGCCGUAAUUUAUAAUGCUCUUGAAAUGCUAUUUGUUAUGUAAUACAUGAAGAGAUAGGGAACUAGUAGAAGCAUUCCAAGGAGUAUACAAAAGAAUUUUAUGCUAUAUGGAUGUUCAUUGAAGCAUUAUUUCACUCUUGGCUGGAAAAGUUUUUAAUACGAACUUUUGUUAUUGAGCUUAAGAUAAAGAAUAGCUUUUCUUGCACUAUAACAAAUGAAGAGAAAACUAAAUAGCUGGGGAAUUGAAUUAAAAAAAGGAAACUAAAUCUUGUACUUAAAAUCUCUUCUUGUUACUUGUACUUGCUUUGGGGAGGAAAAAAACUAAAAUGCCUGAUACUUAAGGUAGCAAUGCUGUGGGAGUAUUGAGCCUGAGCUCAUAUACCCUAAUGUAGUGUUAGCAGACAAUGAGGAAUUGCUCAUGGUGGAUCCUAUUUAUCUCUCUAUUUUUAAAGGUUCUGAUCUUUGUAGAAAGUUGCGGUCCUUUCUGAGGUGUCAUACGUGUAUUUUGCAUUUUUUGUAAAGCUUUUUGGGGUUCUUGGAAUGGUCUUGGAAAAAAUUUUGCUCUUGAAAUUUUUCAUUGGAUCAUACCACCCUUGCCCAUCCUGCAUUUCUUCUCACUCUUACGCCCUUUCUUCUUCCUCUUCUUCUCCCUAUCAUUCUCCAGUAAUACAGGAAGAAGAAUAAACCUGUUUCAAAUAAUACCUCUCUGUAACAUUGGGGUAAAUUUUCUAAUCAUUUGCUAGCAGAUCCUCCUCAAAUUAUUAUCAAUUGUGCAUUCCUUACUGGAAGAUUGGCCACCAGCUGAGAACCUAUCGUCUGAUUGGUAUUCAGUCAAUCCAAUAAGGGCUUCAGCUGCACCUCUGAGUUUUCUACAGGUUUGCAGAACCUUCCAGUCUUUGUGCAUCACUUCUUAAAAAAAUUCUUAAGAUGGAUUUGAAAUGUUUGUUAUCUGAAGCCGAGUUGAGCUUUGGUUAUAGCUUUGGAUUCAGCAAUGAUAUCCUAGCUUUUGCAUUUUUGUUACAUUUUAAGCAUCCCUGUGUUUGCUUUCACUGAUUUCUCCCACACCCAAACAUUGCUUAUGGAAAAAGUGUAAACCAGAUUCACAACAAAUUAUCGAUCAACAUUCAAGCUGUUAGUACGGAGCUGACUUUGGUUGGCAUAAAGCAGGUCUGAGAUGCUGGGCUGUUUCAUUGGGUAUUGGAUACCUGUGAUCCUUGUGUAGACUUCUGUGACUGUCAAAGCCAUUCAAGAAUAGAGCUAGUGCUUGCAAAUCCAAUCAGCUGGAGACCAACCUGCCCUUGGUAGAAUCAUCCUGCUUAUCGUAAUAUAACUGGUCAGCUCAGGCAUGUGGAUGGAUGUUGAAAAUAGUUUGGCCGUUUUGUUUUGCUCUUUGUACUUGUUUUGGAGAUUUUUAAAAAUGACUGUGAGUAACCCAGGAUUUGGUUCCCUACAAAGUAUUGAUUCAGAUUAGUUUAUUUAUCAAAUGUACAUUGAAACUUGCGGUAAAAUGCAUCAUCUGCGUUAAUGACCAAUACAUCCUGAGGAUAUGUUGGGACAGCUAUAAGUGUCACCACUCAUCCUGGUGCCAACGUAGCAUGCCCACGAUGUGCAGAACUACAGAACAACAACAACAAUAGUACAAAUAAAACAAUAAUAAAACAAGCCUCCAACUUUCAGUCCCCAGCUUGGACAUACAGACAUUGGGCCUCCAACUUCUGGACGCGCUGUCCUAGGGGCUUCAACCAUUGGUCCUUGACUUCCAGACUCACUGGCUUCAGUCUUCAACCUUUGGUGUUAACCCCAAGCCUUACUAACUUAUGGACUUUAAACUCCAGGCCAUGAAUUCCAGACUCGCAAAGACCUCUAAUCCUUGGGGGGAGGGGGGGUUCUCGCCCUCGUCCACAGAGCCUGCCCAACCCUACAUCCGCCUGCCCAACCCUACAUCCGCCUGCAGGUAUACUAGCCUUCUACCAUGGAAUGCUCUGAUCUGGACACCAGCUCCUGCCCCUGACUCUCCAUAUAUUUCCCCUGAAAUCUAACUCCCCUCAUCAAUGGACCCAAAGCCAUCUUUACAAAUGAACAAAAACAACUAAGUCUGAGCCAUGACCUCAACAGAUAUCACAACUUGGCACCAUCUAUUGACCAGAGUAAUUUGAUUCACUCGUGCUGGGUAAUCUUGGCAAUACUUCAAAUCUUGAUGGGAAGAUGUUGCAUUUCCCUAAGCAGUAUAUAGUGAAACCUAUAAUCUGGUAUCCUUGGAAUUUAGGAGACAUCGACAGAUUUUUAAAACUGUUAAAUGUUCUAUUACUAAUAACAAUGUUAAUUCACAUUUAUAAUGCAGUGUUACAUCAAAUAAAAAAAAAAUUACAGGUAAGAUGAAAUGGAGUUCAGGAACCAGGGCCUCACUGAAUGGAGAGGAGGGUAAUUUCUGUCUCAGGAAUUAUGAAGCUCUAAACAAGCUGCUACUUGAGCAGCACCUGUUGGGAGUGGGAAGAUAUUGUCUAUGUUUUGGGUUGAAAUCCUGUAUCAGGACUAAGUGGAGAGGUGAGAUGGCCAGUAUAAAGAGGAGAAAGGGAGUGGUGAGGCAGGAGCCCGAAGUAUUUGAUGGAAUGAGGAGCAGUGAAUGAUGGGCCGGAUGAGCUAGGGGAGGGGUGGAGUUGAGAGAUGGAGGCAGGUUGGAUAAUGGAUUGCCUGCGUAGAUGCUGUGAGAAAGGGAAUAGAUAUCAGUGAAAGUGAAACUAAACCUGCAAGGUAUUAAUGGAGAGUUCCCUUUGAAAUGCUGGGAGUAGAGGGCAUGCUAUCUGGUGGUGGCAUUUAAUUCAAGGUGCCAAAAAUUAUAGCAGAUCAGUUGAAUGUAGAGGCUGCGGGAUGAGGAGGAGAGAAAACAUCCAUUUUGCAAAGUGUUUCAUGCACAAUUGUAGGAAAUGGAACAAAUAUGGCUGAGAGUCUGUCAGCUGUGGUGGAGGGUGCAAAGCAUCACUGGCCCAGCCUACUCGCCAUCAAGGAUAUACAUUACAUAUAUAUAUAUAUAUACACACACACACACACACACACACACACAGAGGAAGGUGCUGAAAAAGAGUCAGUAGCAUCAUGAAGGAUCCCACCUUGCUCAUGGACUGUUUUGCCCUACAUCCAUCAGGAAGAAGACCACGUUGCAUCCACACCGGAACUACCAGACUUAAAACUUUCCCCCAGCAGUAAGGCUGAUUGACAGCUUCUCUUAAUGACUCCAAUCACUACUUUAUUAUUUCUUGUCACCCUAUGUACGGCCUAGUGUCACUUUAUGGACGUACAAUCGAUCUAUGUAUAUAAGCUAUCUUCUGUAUUUAUUGUGUUUUUUGAAAUUGUGUUUUGUGUUUUGGAUCUGAAGUACCAAUUAUUUAGGUCUCUUUUACACUUGUGUACAGGAAAUGACAUUAAACAAUCUUGAAUGGACAAGGAGAAGAGUAAACUACUUAGAACCACUGGUCUGCAACGGUUCAUUGUCAUUCAAAUAGAUGCACUAGAGCUGAAAUUGAGGCCUUGUGAGAAGCAGGGUGGGAGGAGAUGUAUUUAAUAGCUGUGGGAGCCUCUGGACAGUAGUGGCUAUUAGUUGCUAAUGCUAUUCUUGAGAUGGGGGCAGAGGAGCCAAGAAAAUAAAGGAUCGCAGAUGAAUUUGGCACCAAAAUGAUGACAUUUUCAUGUUCUCCUACCCUACUUUCUGUAAAGAAUCAAUUCCAUUAAGAUGUGCACCUUUUUCCAACUAUGUAGUAAAUUUGUGUAAUAUUGACUCUGCAAUGCCCCUUCAAGUAGUCAAAGAUUCAAAGCACAUUUAUUAUCAAAGAAUGUAGAAAUGGGGUCGGGUAGAAAAAACAGACAUCCCACCUCUCCAGGAAGUUCUGGGAGUCUCCCGCAUAUUGAUAGUGGCUCCCUGAUGCCUGCAAAUUAUAUACAAUAUCCUGGAAUUCGAUUUUUUGAGAGCAAGAGAGAGAGCACGAGAAAGAGCGAGAGCGCGAGCGAGCACCAUGGCAGAGUGUUCCAAAAAAAGAAAAUAUAAAACGUACUUCACCCCAGACUACACUAAAGUGUACCCCGCCUAAUAGGGGUCAAAAAUAAUGACAGUGUUGCUCGCUGCACUGUUUGCAACAGUGACUUUUCUAUUGCCCAUGGUGGGUUAAGACUGUAAAAGACAUAUUGAGGUGAGUUUAACUGGUGUCAUUCGUUUAUUAGCAUAGCUAACGUUACUUAAACUAGCUGGCUAGCUGCUAAGGAGCUACUCUAUUGCAGAUAUCCCACACCUCUCCUGGAAGUUCCGGGAGUCUCCCGCAAAUUGAUGGUGCUACCUCCCUGAAAUGAGUUUUUGCAGGGUGGGAUGUCUGAAAAAAUAUUUUAAAAAGGAAAAAAAAUGUAUAAAUUAUACACCUUGAAAUUUGUCUACUUGUAGGCAGUCACAAAGCAAGAGACUCGAAUAAUUCAACUUUAAAAAAACAAAAGAGAGCAAAAACCACUGCAUAGAGAGAAAAAGAGGGGAAAAACAGAUCAUGCAAACAGUAAAAACAAGCCAACAGCAUUCCAAACCAGACCGAGUCCCAGGUCUGCUCCCGGAGCAGCUUGAGUAGACUCAUGCCAAGUCUCGGUCCCUAAUUUUUUUACACCAGCGGGGCAGAGCAGCCGGGUCAGUUCAGUCUUUUGGCAGCAAAGAAAGGAAUGAGCAUUCACGAGAGAAUGAGUGAAAUCAGCCCAACCGUCCCUUCCAUAUCUACACUCGAGCUUCCAGUCUACCUGCGCCGACAUUUAAAUUGUCCUAACACCAAAUAGUGCCGCAUUUUGUGACCCGAAUCCAGGCGCCCCAAUACACCUGGGCUGCCUUGCCCGAAGUCAUUCUUUACCUCACCAAAUUGGUUCAGUGCUGGGUGCGAUCCGACCUGGCACCCAGAUUAGGUGGACGGACAUCGAAACUUCGCAUUGACUCCUCGCCAAAAUGCUCACUCCAUCUCCAGAAGCGAUACUACCAACUCUGUCAAAGAACCAGCAGCCCAAACAUGAUGCACCUCGCGAUGCUCAGCACGGCUCAUUCCCCAAACCAACCUCGCCUCCACCUGCUUUCUCGCUGUCUGCAGCGAUAGUUCACCACAAUUUGUUUCACGAAAAAUGUUAAAUGUAGUGUUUUUAGUCGAUUUUCUUGCCUUAUAAUUUAUAGUAAGCUGUCACACAUCUUCGGUAGUGCCGUCUUAAACCGGAACCAAGUACAGACUUUAUCCCCUAUGUUUGAUUAGUGUAUUUAAUGUUUUCUUUCAAAUUUGUCUGUCUCAUCUGUUAAUGGCAUUUCUCAUCUGACUAGUUUACUAGCAAAUUCUGAAGUAGUAAUUAGUGUUACUGCUAUUUUACUGUUGCUGCCUGAAAUUUUAUUCUGUCUAUAGUUGGCUAAUUUCCCUCCCAGACUUUCUCCUUUCAUAAUAUUUUGCUACUAGAUGUUACUGAAUAAUUGUUCACUCUAAUCUACCAUAUUCUUGCUCAUGUAUUCCCUUGGUCCAUAAGAUUACCCUGAUUAAAAUAGUAACUACUUACGGGUUAUGAUAGAUACAGGAUUCCACAUUCUAUCCUUUCAGGGAGGAAAAAGUAGUUUCUAUAAAACUAUGCCCCAUAUCAAUGAUGUUGAUGUGCAUCUAUUUGUGGCUUGACUAAUUACUUCCAGUUUCUAGAAUUGAGAUUCCAGUUAUCUUUUUAAACUGCUGUGUUGGUCUUUGAAGGUGACCCUGUCAACCCCAUGAUCAAAUUGAAAUUAAUUAACAGAAAAAUGUCAGAAGCGGGUCCAUCAACUAGAAUAAAGAAAGUUGCAUGAGGUUUGAAAUGGCUGACUUUGGAUUUGGUACAUUUGUUAACUUUAGCCCACAAGUGAUCAUAAAUUGUUUCACUGUGGUCACAACAGAAUUUUAUUGCAGAUUUGUUUGCGAUCUCUCUGAAGUUUAUACGUGGCUACUAAUGUUCAAGGCUGUGUUGUGUAAGUUUUUCUUGGGUUGCAGCAGAAGUACGUGAAUAGAUGACCUGUACGAAUCAUUCAUCCUGUCAACAUGGCCCUUUUCAAAAAGUUUUAAAAAUACAUUGCCAAACUAUUAUCAAAGAUGCCAUUUCAGUUGACUUUAAAUUUGCUCUAAUGGAGUUACUGGAUUGGGUCAAGUGAAAUCAGAACUCGAAAAUACGAGUCUAUAUUUGUUUUAAAAAAAAGAUAUUAGCUGUCCAGAAUGUGCAUCAGUGGUGACUCUUAUUCACAGUGGAUAUGCCAGUGUAAACUGUGUCGAUCAGGCAGUGCCAAGUAAUAGAGUGCACUGUGUUCCACUUACUUCAUUCUACAUUGUGCAUUUUCUGGGAUUGAAUCUAUAAUAUACCCAAUAUACUUUCAUCUUCACAUUUGGUGUUUAUUUUGUGUGAUUAGCCUCACUGAAAUACAUUAGAAUUUGUACU
Molecule: messenger RNA, 8175 nt
Organism: Mobula hypostoma (lesser devil ray)
Lineage: Eukaryota; Metazoa; Chordata; Chondrichthyes; Myliobatiformes; Myliobatidae
Gene: ccdc117
Product: coiled-coil domain containing 117
Exons: 8
Coding region: 449-1402 (317 amino acids)
Source: RefSeq, a predicted model, not a curated record